AUGACAAUUUUAACUUCCAGACAGCCUACUGCUGUUUCAGCACCAGGGAAAGUACUUUUAGCAGGAGGAUAUCUAGUAUUAGAUAGGAAAUAUGAUGGAAUAGUUAUUGGAACAAGUGCAAGAUUUUACUCG
Molecule: messenger RNA, 132 nt
Organism: Funneliformis caledonium
Lineage: Eukaryota; Fungi; Glomeromycota; Glomeromycetes; Glomerales; Glomeraceae
Source: the annotation of a GenBank genome assembly